This is a messenger RNA of Somion occarium, 1401 nucleotides long. Lineage: Eukaryota; Fungi; Basidiomycota; Agaricomycetes; Polyporales; Cerrenaceae. The record is from the annotation of a GenBank genome assembly.
AGUGCUCUUGCCCAUGCAGUACAACUGUAAUCAUCCUACCUCAUAGUCGGUCUAUCAGAAAUGAUUUACCCAUUCCGUACAACUGAAUUGGCUCUGAGAGACUCUGCAUGGUCCGAAGUUCUGGAAUUGUACCCUAUCUCGAGCCGGGCUUCCUGUCUCACGGACUUGCACCGACGCUAUCUUUUACCAAUCGUUGAACCAUCUCUGAAUGCGGUCACUGAAGCACGGAUACACCUGCACAGAGCUAAACAUACUGUGUUUGCUUCGCCACACAUCAAUUCCCUUCAAGAGCCUUCCACGCUUUGCCUCAGUAUUCUUGGUGCGCUGUUCUGGUUUAUCUGCCUUCGACUAUGUUCUCGCCGCAGGGCAAAGGAGAUCGACCCCACGCCAGCGCUGAAAGCACUCUCUGCACUUGUUGUACCUACCCGUUCUCGCUGGCCUUCCGCGUUUUUGCAUGUUGCUCGCCACGCUUCUGCUUCCCGAGGCAAGACCAUAACGCUUCCUUUCCGAAUGCUCUAUGCCCAUACUCGUUCUGGAGAGGUCGAAUUCAGAUGGGACAACGGCAGCUUGCCUGCUUUGAUGUCGAGCCAAUUGGUUGUCGAUGGAUGGCAAAUCCGUCUGGAAGUGGAAAACUCAUGGAGGAGACUUUUGAGCUGGCGCAUCUUCACGUCGCGUCUAUCUUCUUUGACGUUCGAGCCUAAUUCUGCGUUGCCUUCGGAGACAAAGAGCGAAAUCUUGCCUAAUGCCGCUGUGGAUGCCCCCGGGAGUUGGCCAAUCCGUGAAGUCGUUCUUGACGCUGUGCCGGCUUCCCGCCUGCCAUCAUUCAUCCAAGCUAUUCAACGUCGAUCUGAGAAAUCGUUCAUCCUCAGUUUUUCUACUAGAAGCACUGCGGAGCCUCUCCAGGAUGUGUCAUUUGUCCUAGCUUCACUGCCAUUCCUGUUGCGGCGGUAUCACAGAUCCAUGCCUAUGGCAAGGUCCUCCCGAGUAGCCACCCCGCUCUUCACCCCUAUCGAUGCCAUCGUGAAGAUCCUCUCUUCAGGGCCUUCCCCUUUUGUUGUAGAGUCCGUGAAGAACGUGUCUCAAUACCACGCGAACACGCUUGAAGCCUAUGUCGAAAGCUUGGAGACCGAAGUGCUCGUGCGAACGCAGUGUAUAGAAACAUGUGGCAUUGAUGGAUGGAGAGAAGACCGAUUCAUGGCCGCCUGGGAAGCUGCGUUAUUCACCUCCGGCCUCUUGUCGCGUUGGGCUGUAGUAGUUUCCAGACGGUAAUAGUGGAUCCCGUUUGUUACAGUCCGCUGCAGAGAACGAUACGCUGACCAGUUUCGCAUUAUUGAUGAAAUAUUGUCUACCUCCUCGCUAUCUCCAUUCUCCAACGCAGUCCGACAGUCCGAGUCAAAGUCC